Molecule: messenger RNA, 5421 nt
Organism: Closterium sp. Naga37s-1
Lineage: Eukaryota; Viridiplantae; Streptophyta; Zygnematophyceae; Desmidiales; Closteriaceae
Source: the annotation of a GenBank genome assembly
AUGAGUGCGUUUAGGGUUUCGAGCUCUGCUUGUGCUUCCGCUAACAUCCUGACUGCUCCGCGUUGUCCUUGUUUAGCAGCCAAAUCUCCCUCCUUUUCCACCCGCCUUCCCCUCUGCCACCCUCUCGUCCUCUCCUUCCUCCUCCUCCUCCUCUUCCCCCUCUCCCCCGCGCUCGCGCAAGUCCUCCCCUCAACCUACCGCGUGCUCUCCUUCGUCGACACCUUCUGCGCCUCCCCGCUCGUUCCGCCCGACCGCCGCGAGGAUGACCCCGUUAUGGGGCCGCUUCCGGGGGACACGGGCGCGGGGGGAACCGGUGCGGGUGGAACUGGUGCGGGAGGAACUGGUGCGGGGACUGGCGCGGGAGGUGCGGAGAACGCUGGGGCAGGGGAAGUUGGACCGAACUGCACCGUGUCGGUUUCCACAGGGCUGUUACCGUCGCGUGCUGAUGCUGAUGCGAACAACAGCGACAGUUACAACAGCUCGCAGUGGCGACUGACAUACGUUCUCGCAGUGGGUGUUGUCCCUACCGAUUUCGACUGGCCCGACCAGACUGUACAGUCCAUACGCGUUAACGGCCGCGAGAUGCUCAUAGCAGGGCCGUGCAGGCCCGUGGGUCGGUGCGGAGGGACCCGCCCGUUCGCGUGUUACAUGGGCGACGUGUCGUGGGCUCUGCCUGCGACCACUCGCAACCCAGCAACCAGUAACAGCAGCACUGCUGGUAACCCUAUCGUUAACGCAACCCUGACCGUUACAGUAACAGCGUCCGCGGAGGUAGCACAGCCGUGUCGCCUCUGCGGGGGCUUCCAGCAGUUACCCUGUCAGGUGUUACAGGCAGCGGUUCGCCUCACGGCCGUGCUCGUCCCAGUGGCGCUGAUGCAGCCGCAGCCAGGUCAGCCGCUACAGGAACAGCCUCCCUCUGGCGCCGCCACAGCUGUUGGUUCGACUACAGCCACAGGUUCGGGUGCAGCCGUAGGUUCGGGUGCAGGGGCAGGAGUGGGAGAGGCGACUGCAGCAGCUGCAAUACCAAGAGCCAGCGGCAGCAGCAGCAGCAGCGAUGCUGGUGGUAGCGAUCGGGGCGGAGGUGGCACGGCGCUUGUGGCACUGCAAGCGCGUUUGUCCGCGUCAUCCGCGUCGUCUGUAGCCUCUGUAGCGCCUCCAGCAUCUGUAGCGUCCGCGCCCGCAGUGGCGGUGUCAUUUGUGCGAGGGCCAGGGGGGGUGUCGAAGGUGGGGCGCGCGCGGUUCUCGUGGCAGGUGCUGGAGACGAGAGGCGCGCUCUCGCCCGCACGCUGUGACGCCUGCACCUUCCUCUGCCAGGUGCGUCCUCCCCUGCCCUCACCCCACCUCUUCCCCAUUCCCUCUUCCUUCAUGUCCCCAUCCUCUCUUCCCUCACUAACCCAUGCCUCCCCGCCUCCUCCUGUUCCCACCUUUCCUCAUUCGCAUCAUCGUUGCGCAACCCAACGUCCUCUGCACCUCUGCACGCGUCCAUUCCCACACGUCCGUCAUCACAUGCUUCUUUCUUUCCCUCUCUCACCUCCCUCUCUCGUACCCAUUCUCCUGUCUCCCUCUCCCUCCUCCUCUCCCACCUCACCCACCCACCUCACUUCCACCACCCUCCUCAUCUUCUCUCAACCCGCCAUUUCCUUUCCUCCCCGAACCCCCCACACUUCCCCUCCCCGUUCCCGUGCCCCCGAGGGUGGUUUACAGCACCUGGACUCGUUUCCCACCUUCCCCUGCCCUCGCAGGUGGUGCACAGCGCGUGGCCUCACAGACGGGCGGCACCUCUUCACAGUCACGGCGCUCAACCGAGGGCGCUUCAGAGACGCGCUUCCCAGCUUCCCGUGCCCCCGAGGGUGGUUCACAGCGCGCGGGCUGACGGACGGGCGGCACCGCUUCACAGUGACGGCGCUCAAGGGCGCCCCCGGGGUCACUGGUAGCCGCCUGCAGGCCGCUGCUGCUGCUGUUGGCAUGGACGGAGCAGCGGGGGGAGGCGGGGUGGGGGGAGGGAGAGGAGGGGGAGGAGCACAGGUGGAGGCUCAGGCGCAGGCGACAUAUGAAUGGGCCGUUGACGCAGCCAGUCCAGUGCCAACGCUGACAGUGGACCCGCCAGCAGCAAGGGAGGGCGCGGUGCAGAUCAGCGUCGCCUUUGACAAGCCCUGCCCGGGCCUGCAGUGCAAUGCCACUGCCUGCGACGUCGACGCGUCACCACAGGGCAUAGUGACCAUCCACCCCUCCUCCUUCGCUGCUUCCCUGUCUUUUCUCCCCUCCCUUCAUCCCCCAUCUUUGCCCACCCUCCCCUUCCCCUGUCAUCGCUCGUACACGUCAGAUCGAGGCAUCACCGCAGGGCGUGGGUUUGACUCGUAUGCUGUUAUCAGGAUAGACCGCGCCCCUCUGGAGGCCACGCUCUCGUGCGACACGCCCUUGGCAGUGGUGAAGUUCUUCACGCAGCUCAGAGCCACUCCGCGGGUCAGCCAGUCGCCCGUGACGUGCCGGGUGCUCUUCUCCAAGCCCGUCUCCUCCUUCUCCUCCACAUCCCUCGCUCUCGUCAACGCCACCACCAGCGACCCUCAGCCUGUCACUGACCUCGAGUACCAAUUCCAGGUGUGGCCCACGGGCGAGGGGUCAGUGGUGGUGGACAUAAGGCAUGACAACGUCACUGAUGCUGCAGGCAACACGUGCCAGCCCACACAACCCUUCUUCUUCUUCUUUGACACCACGGCGCCGACAGUGCAGCUGAGCGUGAGUGAGACCAUCGCCACCACGGACUGGGUGUACCCCAUCCUCGUCGCCUUCUCAGAGCCCGUGCUGGGCUUUAACACCUCCUCCAUCCACCUCUCCAAUGGAGUCAUCACCUGCUGGACAGGGGUUGACAGGGGUUUGGGGCGGUACUACGAGGUGACGGUGGCGGCAGUGAGCGAUGGCGAUGUGACAGUAGCGGUGCCGGCAGCAACGGUCGUGGACAUGGCAGGCAACCCCAACUCGCCCUCCAACACCCUCUCCCUCGCUCACUACGCGCCGGGCGAUGCGGGAGCGAUAACGGCGUGGGUGGUGACGGCGGUGGUGGGGUGGACGGCGCUGUCAACAGCAGCGGUGUCCCUCGCGGUGACCAUAAAGGAGUCCGACCCCACCUCCUCGCCCGGCAUCCGCAUCGUCUCCAACCGCCCCUUCCGUGCCGUCAGCACACCUGUCGUGGGCGCGGAUCCCUCUCGAAACGUUCUCCGCAUGGCCCUGCACCUGCAGGUGUUCGCCUUGACGCAGCACCUGGCAGUGCGCGUGCUGCCGCUGUUCUACCGCCAGCUCACAGGCGGGCUGCGCUGGACCUACUUCUACAUCAACGCGCCCUUCAAGAGCUCCUUCGAUGGGUGGAAGGGCGUCUACUCCUCUCCCACUGACGCCCCCGGCCAGGACAACAGCACCGCCCCGCCCUCCUGUGCUCCGCAUUACCUCGCCACCAAGGCAGACAGCUCUGCCUCCGCCUCCUCGUCCAACCCCUCUGCCUCGGCACAAUCCAAGCUCUCGUUCUGGUCUAAGUUCUUCUCCCCAGCAGCAGCACGCAACACAGCAGCUGACGGCACAGCAACACACUCCUCCCUCAAACCGCGCAAUCUCCGACGUGUUCUCGCCUCCUCCUUCCACUUCCUCCUCUCCUCUCUCUCCUCUCCCUCGCCCUCACAUUCCCACCGUGUGCCCCUUUUUAACACAAUACACUCCCCUCGCUCUCUCCGCAACCGCUUCAACACUGCCGACUCCUUGUCGCCCCCUGCCCAUGCCCAUGCGCACAUGCAAGCACGGCAACUAACCACAUCACAUGUGCACAUGCGGCAUGCAAUGUCGCAUCCGAGUCUGUCGCAUCCGAGCCUGGCGCACGGCCGCAGUUUGGGGUCGUCUCGAGCCCUGCCCUUCCACCCCAUCCCCUUCUCGCCCCCACCCACCUUCCACUUACGAGGCCUGCCCUUGACCGCCCCUUCUCUCCCCUCCUCCUUCCCCUCCUCCUUCCCCUCCUCCCUUCACUCCGCCUUCCCAUAUACUCUCCUCCCAUCGUCCCUAUCGUCCCAUCCGGCCACCCACUAUCAUCGCAUGCUUCAAGAAACGACUGCCAGCACCACCAGCAACAGCAGUGCAAGCGGUUACAGUGGCUUUAACGCGACUGCUCUUAUAGCCCUGGCAGUGGCAGGGGGUGGGACAGGCGGAGAUGCAGCAGCAGCAAUAGCAGCAGCGAGGGGGUUGGACCCCACGUUGCUGCCACGGCUGAGCGAGGAGGAGUAUGAGUACAUGCAGGCGUGGGGCGAUGCUUACUACUCGCACUUCCCCAACCUAUAUUAUUCCUACCAUGGCUUUGAGCAGUUCUGCGCGGUGCUCUUCUGGUUCGCGCUCUUCUUCUUCUCCCUCUCGCUCCUCCAGCUGCUCUUCCAGGGGGCGUGGCAGCACUGGCGCUACCAGUGGCUCUACGGCCUCCUCGACCCGCCGCGCCUCCAAUUCCUCCUCCUCGCGCUCUCCCUAGCCGGCAUCUCGUGGGGGUGCACGCUGCUGAUCAGAGGGAGCAUGGAGCCGGGCGGCACGGCGGCAGGGCUGGCAACGGGGGUGAUAGUGCUGUGCCUCUGGCCCGUGCUCUUCCUCAUUUUCUCCUUCUCGGUCGUCUGGUACAUCGUUGUUCAGGAGCAAUUCGCACGCUUCUUUGUGCGUGAGAUGACGGAGCCGCGCAACGAGGCGUGCAUCGCCUCCUUCGCGCGCGCCUUCUGGGCCGCACUCAGGCAGAAGCGACUCAAGGGCCACUGGGUCACCAUCACGCCCUCCCAGAAACACAUUCUUCCGAGAUUCGGGAUAUUUUUCGAAGACUUUACAGUGUGGGGGUCUGUGGGCGCCUGGGGGGUGCUCAAGGACCGGCUGAGGGCUGCCUAUGGCACUCUGGACUUUCUUAAAAUGGUGCUGGUGGGAGCGCUGGUGGGAGCAUGGAGCCCAGCAGGCAACGCUGUGGCACAGCAAGCAUGCCUGCUCACCCUCGCACUGCUGCAUCUGCUCUUCCUGCUCUUCCUUCAGCCAUUCACGGAGCGAGGCCUACAGGUGGUGGAGGCGGUGAGCUCAGGCGCGGAGGUGGUGCUGUUUGCAUGUGCGCUGGCCAUGGCCAUCGAUUGGGACAUGUCGUCCAGCUUCGCCGGCACUCUCGGGCUCGUCAUGGCACUCGCUGUCGGCCUCGCCUUCAUCGGCCAGCUCUUCAACCACUGGGUGGCUCUAGGCCAACAAAUCAACCGCAUGCUCAACCCGCCUGACGACGAUAGAAGCCCGUCGCACCGAUCGGACGGGGACGAUUUCUCGGAUAACGAUGACGAUGACCUGGACGACGACGACGAUGACGAGGAUUUUGACGACGAGGACGACGGGAACGCCACUAACAUGGCAGCCAUGUGCUGCCGUAACACUCCCUAA